Messenger RNA from Arvicanthis niloticus (Nile rat), 1858 nucleotides. RefSeq names its product claudin 11 (gene Cldn11). NCBI's taxonomy places the organism in Eukaryota, Metazoa, Chordata, Mammalia, Rodentia, Muridae. Gene Ontology annotation, molecular function: structural molecule activity. The record is from RefSeq and is a predicted model, not a curated record. Gene Ontology annotation, cellular component: bicellular tight junction; membrane.
GAGGGGGCGGGGACGCGCUGCCCAGCAGCGUUGCGGUCCCCGCCAGGCGCACCUGUCCCCGCUGCUCGCCGUCGUCGCAGCAGCGCUCGCCGCUUCUCUCUCUCCACCUCGAGUAUCCCGGAGCCAGCGGCUCGCGAGGGCGGGAGAGGGCAAGCCUAGGGAAGGCUCUGUCCAGGCCGGCGCAGGGGGCACAGUCCGUGUGGGUCGAACCGCGAGGACGUCGCUGCGGCCACCAUGGUAGCCACUUGCCUGCAGGUGGUGGGUUUUGUCACCAGCUUCGUGGGUUGGAUUGGCAUCAUUGUCACAACGUCCACCAAUGACUGGGUGGUGACCUGCAGCUACACCAUCCCCACCUGCCGAAAAAUGGACGAACUGGGCUCCAAGGGGCUGUGGGCCGACUGCGUCAUGGCCACUGGUCUCUACCACUGCAAGCCCCUGGUGGACAUCCUCAUCCUCCCGGGCUAUGUGCAGGCUUGUAGAGCCCUCAUGAUUGCUGCCUCGGUUUUGGGCCUGCCGGCCAUCUUGCUGCUGCUGACAGUUCUCCCCUGCAUCCGAAUGGGCCACGAGCCUGGAGUGGCCAAGUACAGGCGAGCCCAGCUGGCUGGGGUGCUCCUUAUUCUGCUGGCUCUCUGCGCCAUUGUCGCCACCAUCUGGUUUCCUGUAUGUGCCCACCGCGAGAUCACCAUCGUGAGCUUUGGCUACUCGCUGUACGCGGGCUGGAUCGGUGCUGUGAUGUGCCUGGUGGGUGGUUGUGUCAUCGUCUGCUGCUCCGGGGAUGCACAGUCAUUUGGAGAAAACCGUUUCUAUUACUCUUCUGGUUCCAGCUCGCCAACGCAUGCCAAGAGUGCCCAUGUCUAAGAGGGCUGCUCCACUGCCCGCCGAGGUGCUGUAAAUGCUGGGCCUGGGCCCUGGGUUUGCUCGCCACAGUGGGGAGAAGCCCACUUCCCUGCCAGGCACUAAAGCCAAAGUUCUAGAAAGUAUCCUGCCUGGCAUUUUGCAGUCGUAACACCCCCACCCACCCACCACCUCUUGGUUGCUUUUCAAAGAAAGCUCUCCCUCAGAAAAUGCCCACUUAGUUUUCGCCUGGUGUUGCUCUUUCCUCGGGCAUUCCAUUGUUGUUGAUUAAAAAAAUAUUUUGUUUCUCUCUUAAAUUCAAAUGUCUUGGGAGCAUUGCUGGCUUGGGUGUGGAUUGGGAGAGAAAUAAAAGACGCUUUUCAAAGGGUUACCAACGACAAUGGAAGCCUCAUAGAGACAGCGCCCUUCUCUCUUUAGGCUUAUUUUCAAGGUCACUUACAUAUAAGAGAUAGAAACACAUAGACUUGGGAACACGGGUGGGAGGGGAGCUCGGAACUUUUCCUCCGUGGGAAAGCUUCCUUUUUAUAAGUUGAGGGGUUGGGUCUCUUUUUUUUUUUUUUUUAGUUUGCGAUUUUACAUUUUUCUGUACGUACUUUUUCAAGAUUGAUCAUUUUUAUAACCAUGGAUUUCCUGAAAUUCUCAGUUCACCAAUAUGAAGGAAAUGAACCAAGCAGACGUUAAUAUGCAAUAAAUAAUAGUACGAAGAUUAUAACUUUAACUGACUGCCCACGGUUUCCAGGUUUGUAUACUGUAGUUUUUAAUUCUACGGUUGUGUAUGCUUCAAAUUAACACAUUUAAAAACCUUUUUUCCCCUUCUAUCUCUGUCUCCAUUCUGUUAUCGAUCUUGAAGCAGUAUUGUUUAACAUAAGUUGUACUGUUGAAUUUGGCUUCAUGGGUGUAAACACUGAUGGUCUGUCAGUGUCUAAGACUGGACACUGAAAGCUCGGUCCGGUGCAUUUGUUCAGGUAAAAUCUGUGCAAUAAAAUAACAAACUGUCUCCAAA